AACGAUUGCAAACGUCACUGGCACUUGACAGGGGAGUUGCGUUUUUCUACGUGAAUUUCAUGGAAAAAUUUUUGAUUUGAUUGAUUUUUCAUCAAUUCUGCGUGCUUAUGUGUGGAAAAUGUAUCCCCCGUGGAGCAUUUAGUGAGGCACCACUGUGAUUAUUAACCAAUAGAGGCUGUGGGAGUAACGAAAAGUGAACGAGUUGCUUCCAGAUGACAAAGUUUCUAUUUGGUGCAAGGGAAAGGCGAUUUUUUGCAUAAAAACAAAACGAUAAGUUAUCCUGUGGUGGUUGUUUUUUGAAAGAUUAAUCAUGGUGAAAUUGCAUGCACUAAGUAUUUUCCACAAAGGACCACAUGAGGCCAGAUUGCUGAAAGCUGCCUUCGAUUUGCAGAGUUUUUCUUUCUUCCAGCGUGGUUCUGUGCAGGAGUUCAUGAGCUUUGCCAGUAAGACCAUCGUGGAGAGGACACAGCUUGCUUCUAGGCAAUCCGUGAAGCAGGAUGUAUACAUGUGCCAUGUGUACGUGAGAGCGGACAAUUUGGCGGCUGUUCUCAUUGCCGAUCACGAGUAUCCUGGUCGUGUGGCUCAUACGCUUAUCACGAAAGUCAUGGACGAUUUUGCGGCUAAGGUGUCGCCAGAUCAGUGGCCUACGGGGUCAGAUGCCACCAUAAAUUUCAACCAGUUGCCCGCUCUUCUGGCCAAGUACCAGAAUCCCCGAGAGGCUGAUGCACUGACCAAAAUCCAAGGAGAUCUGGACGAAACCAAAAUUAUUUUGCGAAAUACAAUUGAGGCAGUUUUGGAACGUGGCGAAAAGUUAGAUGAUUUGGUGGUAAAGUCCGAACAGUUAUCGGUGCAGAGUAAGGCAUUCUACAAAACAGCGAAAAAGACAAACUCCUGCUGCAAUUUCAGCUAAGAUGUGGCAUUUUGGGGUGCGUCUAAUUGUUAAACAUUCUCUUGAUAAAUUAAAAUGUUCAACCAAAAAGUUACUAUCAGCAUCUUGUUGGCUCUAUGUGAAAAUGUCUCUGUGUCUCAUUGUUUCUGCCUCUACUGCAGCGUUAUUUUUUUUUAUUUCAAUUUUUUUUCAUGAAAAAUUGCAUUUUUUGCAAUUCAGGAAACACACAAAAAAAAACAGACACACUGAGCAAACGAAGACUGAACUCUCAAUUAGGACGACACUAAGAACAAGAGGAAUAAUAUUGCAACAAGAGCUUGUUUACUAGUUACAAUUGCCUUUUUUUCAACACGAAAACAUUUAUAUACUCAUUUCUCUAGUUAUUCUUGAAAAUUGCUAUCGUUAUAAGUUUUCUUUUGCAUAAAAUGGGUGAAUUUUACUUUCCUAGUUUCCAGGAAUUUCAUUUUUUCACAAAUAAAAAACCCCAAAAGUAAAUAUAGAAUUUAUUUAUAUUUUUUUGGAAGGAAGAAAAAAAAUUGAGAACAUAUACAUAUUGAUGCAUUGUUGACCUUUUAUUGUAUAUUUGAGGAGGUGAAAAAUUCUUAAAUAUUUUUGAUCCUAACACAAUAUCUAUUAUGUGGAAAGGCAGUAUAAUUGUAUGAUAAAUAUAUUACUUAAUGUCUAUUGCAUAUAUAUUAAUCCAAAAUUGUAAAGAUGUAUUGAAAAGUAAGCAUUUUUUUUUUAAUAAAAAUGUAACGAAAAUGAAAA
Molecule: messenger RNA, 1657 nt
Organism: Phlebotomus papatasi
Lineage: Eukaryota; Metazoa; Arthropoda; Insecta; Diptera; Psychodidae
Gene: Ykt6
Product: synaptobrevin homolog YKT6
Exons: 2
Coding region: 311-910 (199 amino acids)
Biological process (GO): endoplasmic reticulum to Golgi vesicle-mediated transport
Cellular component (GO): Golgi apparatus
Molecular function (GO): SNAP receptor activity
Source: RefSeq, a predicted model, not a curated record